Messenger RNA from Pseudoliparis swirei, 8370 nucleotides. RefSeq names its product tripartite motif containing 71, E3 ubiquitin protein ligase (gene trim71). Bases 1026 to 3563 code for a protein of 845 amino acids. The transcript has 7 exons. Gene Ontology annotation, molecular function: zinc ion binding; ubiquitin protein ligase activity; protein binding. Gene Ontology annotation, biological process: proteasome-mediated ubiquitin-dependent protein catabolic process; protein polyubiquitination. The record is from RefSeq and is a predicted model, not a curated record. Lineage: Eukaryota; Metazoa; Chordata; Actinopteri; Perciformes; Liparidae.
UCGCCCCGGGAGUAAACAGCGGCGACGACGACAACGACGUAAAAAAGGAGGGCACGCGCUUCAGGUCCAGUUGGGUGGUUCUGGACUGCACCGGGUUUUUCUUCCUCCUCCCGGACCCGUUUUUUCGCGCUGCCAGAAGGGGAAGGGAAAAAAACCCUGCGCAUUCCUCCACGCAGAGAGCCACAGAGAGGGGGGACCGACGCCGACUCAACGGGGGAACGGAGCGCUGUGACGCGGCCUCUUUCGCAAGGUCGGACCGCUGAAUUCAACCCCACGGAGGAUCUCGAUAGACGUGCCGCCGGAGACACUCCCUCCGCCGGCCCGUGUUGUAUGCGUGACGACCCGAGGCUCGCGAUGGGAUCGCUUUGAUGAAUAAUUCACGGUCUCGCGGUCCGAGGCUCGCCAACCGGCUCACCGACCGACCGUUGGCUGCGCCCGACGCCGCCUGAAUGGACCCCGAUGGUGGACUAGAGAGCGGAGCCACACGGGCCUGAAUUAAAAAGAGAAGGAGAGAGAAAGAAAAGGAAGAAGAAAACGAAUUAUUUAGAGGCUGUUUUGAAGUCAUGUUGCCGAGUCGGUGGGGGAGGAGAGACGGAGCCCCGAGUACUUCGAUCCAGUGUCACUCCAGUUUCGGGUUUAUUUUACGAGCCUGAACGGAGCACCAUCGGACACUUUUUUUUGUUUUGCCCACCGUGAUCUGGUCUUAUUCGAAAAAGUGACGUGGAUACCUCUCUCACACACACACACACACGCACACGCCUUACAGCAACUGAAUUGAUAUGCUUGAGUAUUUUUUUUAUUUGUUAGUGACUCCCAGAAAUACCCUUUUUGAAGAACUGCCUACCUCGCCUGGUCAGAGUUGUAUAACACACAGUUUUCACUGUUGACGUGACUUUAAUACCUCAUGAAUCUACCUCAAAUCCAACUUUAUUUUCUACGCGACUCAACGGGCCGAUGCGUGCCCCAAUAGAUACCUCGACCACAUCGCUGCGCCCGCUGUAAGCCGAGCCUGUGUGACGGUGCAGAUGGCUUCCUUCCCGGACUCGGACCUGCAGACCUGCCCGCUCUGCAAGGAGCUGUGCGGCUCCUCCGCUCCCAUUUCCUCCAGCUCCUCUACCUCGUCGUCUUCCUCGCACACCUCCUCCUCCUCCAGCCAGACCACCAGGAGGCUCCACGUCCUGCCCUGCCUCCACGCCUUCUGCAGGCAGUGCCUCGAGGGCCAGCGCAGCCCCGGGGACCCGCUGAAGCUGCGGUGCCCCACCUGCGACCAGAAGGUGUGCAUCUCCGAGGCCGGAGUGGAGUCCCUGCCUUCCUCCAACUUCCUCUUCAGCAACCUGCUGGACGUGGUGGUGAGCUCCGAGGAGCAGAUCCAGAACAAGAAUGGCCACCAUCACCACAACAACCAUCACAACCACCACCAGCAGCAACACCUCCACCACCGGGGGGGCUUAGGCGGAGGCUCCUCUGGCUUCCAUCACCCUCACGGGGGCCUCCUGCAUCCCGGCCACCUGGGAGAGCCCCAGUGCAGCUCCUGCGAUGAGGAGAACCCGGCCACCUCCCACUGCCUGGACUGCCAGGAGUACCUGUGUGACAACUGCGUGCGGGCCCACCAGAGGGUGCGGCUGACCAAGGACCACUUCAUCGAGCGCCUGGGGGAGAACCUCCACCUGGGCCGGGUCAACGUCAACAGCAACCCGGGUCAGCCGGGGGUCUCGGUGUCCCUCGCCCAGUCCCUGCAGAACAACUUCGCCCUGCUGUCCCUGUUCCAGGACCAAAUGAGCUUCUGCCAACACCAUGACAACGAGGUGUUCCUCUUCUUCUGUGAAUCCUGCUCGGUGCCGAUCUGUCGGGAGUGCAGCGUCGGCCGCCACGUGGGCCACACCUUCGUCUACCUGCAGGACGCCGUGCAGGACUGCAGGGCCAUCACCAUCCAGCUGCUGGCGGACGCUCAACAGGGACGUCAGGCCGUGCAGCUCAGCAUGGAGAAGGUCCAGGCCAUGGCGGAGCAGGUGGAGAUCAAAGCCAAGGUGGUGCAGACGGAGGUGAAGGCCCUGGUGCUCCGACACAAGAAGGCGCUGGAGGAGAGGGAGUGUGAACUACUGUGGAAGGUGGAGAAGAUCCGUAAGGUGAAGGCCAAGUCUCUGUACCUGCAGGUGGAGAAGCUCCACCAGAGUCUGACCAAGCUGGACAGCACCAUCGCGGCCGUCAGCCAGGUGCUGGACGAGGGCCGCCACCUGGACGUGCUGCUGGCCCGGGAGCGCAUGCUCACCCAGAUCCACGAGCUCAAGGCCCUGAGAGGCCUGCUGCAGGCGCAGGAGGACGACCGCUUCAUGUUCACGCCGCCGGACCAGGCUCUGUGCGUCGCCGUCCAGUCCAUGGGCCUCAUCAGCAGCGGCGCCUUCGCCCCGGUCACCAAAGCCCACGGCGAGGGUCUGAAGGUGGCGCUCCGCGGCAAGCCCGCCUCCUUCACCGUGAUCGGCUACGACCACGACGGCGAGCCGCGCCUCUCCGGCGGCGACGCGGUGUCGGCGGUCGUCAUGUCGGUGACGGACGGGAACCUGUCGGUCGCCGAGGUCACGGACCACCAGAACGGCUCGUACACCGUCGGCUACCUGCCCAAGUGCGAGGGGGAGCACCUGGUGUCGGCGCUGGUGUGCAACCAGCACAUCCAGGGCAGCCCCUUCAAGGUCAUGGUGAAGUCGAGGCGGAGCUACGGCGCCCUGGGCAACCAGGUGUCGUCCUUCGGCAGCGAGGGCGAGGGCGACGGCCAGCUGUGUCGGCCCUGGGGCGUCAGCGUGGACAAGGAGGGCUACGUGGUCGUGGCCGACCGCAGCAACAACCGCAUACAGAUAUUCAAGCCCUGCGGCGCCUUCCACCACAAGUUCGGCUCUCUGGGUUCUCGGCCGGGUCAGUUCGACCGUCCGGCGGGGGUCGCCUGCGACGGCCAGAGACGAGUCAUCGUGGCCGAUAAGGACAACCACCGCGUGCAGGUGUUUACCUUCGAGGGCCAGUUCCUGCUGAAGUUCGGGGAGAAGGGAACCAAGAACGGUCAGUUCAACUACCCGUGGGACGUGGCCGUCAACUCCGAGGGCAAGAUCCUGGUGUCGGACACCCGGAACCACCGCGUGCAGCUCUUCGGCCCCGACGGCGCCUUCCUCAACAAGUACGGCUUCGAGGGCGCCCUGUGGAAACACUUUGACUCCCCGAGGGGCGUGGCCUUCAACCACGAGGACCACCUGGUGGUGACCGACUUCAACAACCACCGGCUGCUGGUCAUCCGGCCCGACUGCCAGUCGGCCCGCUUCCUGGGCUCCGAGGGCACCGGCGACGGGCAGUUCCUGCGGCCCCAGGGCGUCGCCGUGGACCAGGAGAACCGCAUCGUCGUGGCCGACUCGCGCAACCACCGCGUCCAGGUGUUCGAGCCCAACGGGAACUUCUUAUGCAAAUUCGGCACGCAGGGGAACGGCUUCGGGCAGAUGGACCGCCCCUCCGGCGUCGCCGUGACGCCCGACGGCGUCAUCGUGGUCGUCGACUUUGGGAAUAAUCGCAUCCUCAAGUUCUAAAAAAAAAAAAAGAAAAAUGUUGUUUUUCUUUUUGUUGUUGCAUUCCCCCCCGUUUGCCCUUUUGCAGUUUUCUCGAAGGAAACGGGGGCGAGAGAAUAUGAAUCGACAGACGCGACGCGAGGCGAGUUCGGAGAGGGUUGAGAGCGCGUCGAAGAGAAGGGAAAUUAAAAGUAUAGAUUUUUAGUUUUCAUCUUCCAUCGCCGUAUUCCCAAUCAGAUAUCUGAGCGUAACCACGGGGACCUCGACACACCGAUAAUCAAUAACGAAGCCAUGUUUCCCUUCCUCGGUCUCAGCUGCUCUGAAUCCUCUCUGCAAACUCUCCUCCGUUAUCCAUCUCAGGGAUUUUUUCACUUUUUCUUCUCUCACGCCCCUCUGCUCCACACCUACCUCAUUUCGCUCUUUUAUGAAUGUACUCGCAGCCGCCGAGCAGAGGUUUAGUCCGUGAAGUUUGACGAAGAAGAAAAAAAAAAGUCUACCUCCUAUACUUUUUGUUAUUUAAAAAAGAGACGCAAAAAAAAAAGACCAAAAAGAAAGUAAUAAUAGACCUGUCGGUUGAUAUUUGCACAGGAUGAAAAGAAAUUCUUGCUGUGCAUUUAAAUAUUUUUUGUAAUUUUUUUUUUUUAAAUAUGAGUUGAAACCUCCUGAAUGUUGUUGCUGAGACGAUGCUCAGAUCAUGUGUCCUUCGCUAGGAGAGGAAACUAGGAGACUCGGGUACAGCCGUGUCCCCUCGUCCACGUCUUUGUGCGUCGGCCUGUUGUCUCGGGGUCGUGGUUAAAAGAAGAGCGCCACGCCAAACCAGAUGGAAUCGAGACGCCGCUCUAGCUUUACUGGCGAACGCUGAUUUGACGAAGAAAUAUCCAAAAAUUAUCCCUAAAAUAAGUUGCCCUCUAAGAAACUAUCAUCCAUAAUGAGACGGCCUGUGUCGAAGAAUGCAAGGAGAGCAGCGCCGCUGCCUCUGAAAAAAGGGGAGGAGCCACCCACCAGAGGAUUUUGGUGAUGGAAUUUUUCCACGAGCGAUCCUCACGUAGAGAUGUAAUCAUUUAAUGGAAUGACGCCCCUUUGUUGACGAGGCAUGCUGUGUGACAAAAGCCUCACGAGUAGACCCCCGACCCCAAUGUGGCCGUCCAGAGGACAUUAACGACAUCGAAUUGAAGGCCUGACAUUACAAUCCUCUUUGGAUUUUAGAUGGGUGGUUGAAAGCCACGCCCCCUCGGCUCCCAGGGCCUGGGGGGGGGGGGUUAGUCCAAUGAGAGAGGGGGUGUGAUCACUAAGCCCCGCCCUAUUUAUUGACUGAGCGCUAGGCUAGGAGACCGCUUCCUCUAAAGAUGGAGGUCUGUAGACCGACUUCUGGAGUCCAACCAAAGUUAGAAUCUCUGCACAAACUGUGGAUUUGGAGAUUUUUUUAAAGAAACUUAAAUAAAAAUGAAAUUUAGAAAAAGCAACAACAAAAAUUAAAAAUUCAGAAAUAAUCAUUGUUGCUGGGAGUUGAGUUCCCGUGUCCGUGUGGCCCGGGUCCUCUCGCAUCCCACGACCUGUUGCAGAGAUGUUCUUGUGUAGAGAAGCUCCACACACACACACACACACACACAUUUCGCUGUUAGGCUCCACGUAGCAUCUGGCUUUCGCCUUCGCAUCCCAAUCUAAUUAAUUUACCGUGGACACUACUAACUCUUUGUGGUGGACGCAUGGCGGGGGUUUUGAACCCCCCCCCCCUUUUUUCCCGUUUGCCCCUUUUUUGUUGUUGUUGUUCAUUCCGCGUUCCACCGGAAGCACUCGACGACGACGCGUUUCCCUCGGCCGAGAGCAACGAAUCUCCUCCCGGGACCUAAGAAACGUCUCACCGACGGGCCCUUCACCUGUGAGGGGGGGGCCCGUCUGCACACGACCCGGAUCCACGCGGUCACGUCUCAGACUCGGUCUCGCUUUUUUUUUUUUUUUUUUUUUUUUAUGACCUUUUUUCCUCGUAUAUAUAUACCUCGUCUCCUGAAUACCUCAAGUGUGUCACUCACAGCUACUGUGCAGAUAGAAACUCAAAUACCUCGACUUGUUACACAUUCUGAAUACCUCAUUUUUACUCUUUAAAAAAAAAAAACAUUUUAUUUAAGCAUAUACCUCGUUGGAUAUUUAUGCAUUCACGGAUAUACCUCAUUCUUUGAAUCGUCUCGUGUUACAGUGCAGUACGUGUCCCCCGCAGCUCGAGGACCAAAGAUCAUGGUACUGUCCGGAAGGGAAGUAACAUUUUUAUUUUGUUUUUGGGAGUCACCCCUCCAUCUUGCAGCCCCCCCCCCCCCCUCUUCUGGUUGGUUGAAUCUACUGUAAAGUGUCCGGUGAACUCUGCCUUUUAUCGUCAAGAAACCAAAUAUUUCAGAUGAAAGCAUUGUGCCAAAAAAUAAAAAAAGAAGAUCCGCGAGAGGUUCUGUGCCAAUUGGGGGUCGGCGCCACCGGACCCUCGGACCACGGAUGCAAAAACGUGAAAUCGGAGCCGCCGAGGACGACUCCUCUCUCGCUCUCUCUCUUUCCGAUUGAUGCACUCAAGAGGGCUGGGCCCGAUGUAUCUUUACCUCAUAACGACGGAACGAACGAGCAGCUUCCACUUGUACUUUCCAGCCGUGCACAAAGGGUGAGGGCGAGGGGGCGUGGCCUCUCUUAAAGAGACGAGAACUUCACGAAUCCGCCUUAACGCUACACGUAUUACCUCCGGGAUUUUUUUCAGCACAAGUUACCGAUUUAUAUAUCUCCGUGUGGGUUUUUGUCGGCGUGGGACCUCGAGACGAGUCUAAACUCAAUCAUUCUGCGGCGGCUUGAGCGGCAAAGAAAACGGCGUGCGGCGUCGGAUCGACGGCGCGGUUCCUUAUUAUUCUUUCGGCGGAGCCGUCGGCACAUUGACGGCGAGCCGGUUUGAUUCCACGGACCCAGCGGGCUUUUUGAACUCGGCGCCUAGUUUUAACCGAUGAGAUUGUCGAUUUUUUUUGGUGCUCUUUUUUGUCGCUUUUCAGUAUUACUCUGAAACGUUUCAUUCAUCUGUUUUUUUCGUCUUUUUUAAAAUGUUCAUUUAUUAAAGUUGCAGAAUUCUAUCUUUAAGAUCCUUAGAUCUUCGCUCUUAAAGAGGGAAAAGAAAUGUAUUUUAAACUUCUUUUUGGGGUUUUUUUUUCUUCAUUUUGUUGCAUGCUUUAAAAAGUCUGUUAUAUCGACGUCUCUCAGAUAGGUGUUGAAAAAAAAACUCAGAUGGGGUAGGGGACGAUUGGGAUGGGAUGGUUUUUUUACCAAAAUAUAUACCCAAAGGUGUGUGUGUGUUAGGAUUGCGUUGGAUGGGCUUAACCUUUGACCUUUGCGAUUGUAUUUCCUGUUCUUGAGUCUCUGCAGAGCACAACCUGCUCAGCCAGCGCAGGAACCAGUGAGGGCAGAUUUUUCUUCCUGGCGUGCCCCUCCACCGUUAGUGCUGACUCGACUUAAAUCUCCCUCCUCGUCCACGUGGCUCGACGUCUUAACGCAUCGUCCGCUCACGCUCGAGCUCGAGGUACCUCCUCACCUGUCGUGAGUCUGUGAGGAGCAGCACACGCACGCAAGCAACCGGCUUCCUCCCUCUUCUUCUCAUAGGAAACGGGGGGGAGUGCGGCGAUGGCUGCUGAGCACGUUAUCGGUCGACUGCACUCCUGUUCGCUGUUUUUUUUUUUUUUUUGGGGCCCCUUUGGUUUUUUUUCCUCUUAUUUUUUGGUUCACCAUUUUUAUUGCUGGCCUCUCGCAGCUUUAAGAGAAUAAGCAAAGCUGCACCAGGUGACGUGUGCAAAGGUCGUAGACCUCCUUUUUAAAAUGAUUGUGUACUCUAAAGACGGACGGAAAAAAAAAAGUUGGAAAAUUUAGAAAGGAAAAAAAUAUAUAAAACUCAGGUAGUUCUCAGCAGCCCUGCCCUGCAGGUGUCUCAUUGAAACGUGUCCCGUAGUGAUGUAGUAGUGCCCCCCCCCUCUCUUCUUCUUGUUAUGAACUCUCAGUACUAGUCUAAUUCUUUUUGUGUGCUCAUUUACAUAUUAUAAAACAAUUUAUUUCUAAAUCUGAAAUGAUGCUUUCGAUUAGUUUCUCCUCUGAUUUAAAAUUAUUUUUUUUGGUGCCAAUUUUUUUCUUUUUUCUUUUACAAAAUAAAAAAAAGUACAAAUGCUUACACACAAGCGCCACUUGAUGCUCAUCGGCCCUUUUAGAAUGUAUUUUGUGAAGAAAAAGGUCACAUGGGGAUCAUGUUGACGCUCGACCGCUACACAACCAGCUGCUGGGACGACGCACAACACACGCAUUCGGGGUUAAAUGUUCCACGCCGGCGACACCGCGGCCGUUUCUCUAAGCCAGCUCCAACAUGGCGUCCAAAGCUCUAUUGUUGUUGUGUCCAGUUCUCCCGGCAGCCGGUUGUGUGCGGACGUGUUGUGUUUGUGCGCUGCAUCUGUGUUUGUUGAGCAGAGAUCCACUGAAUGUAUCCUCCUGACAGUCCAAGAGGCAGAUGGCGACCAGGGUGGCCUGCUGAGUUUAGAUGGUUGCUGCUGGCGCUUCCUCAUCCAGGCUGUGUGUGUGUGUGUGUGUGUGUGUGUCUGUGUGUGUGUGUGUGAUUGAGUCCAACCUUGUCUCCCUCUGAACACACACUCACACUUCCUGCUGAGUUCAAGUGCAGAUGUCAGGUCUUUAGUCUAAAUAAGGCGGAGGAGACUGUAAUAUAUUGGCCCCCUGCUGCUCUCUGUGCUCUGUGGACUUUAAACAUUUCCUAUGCAGUUUUUUUUUUUUUUUUUUUGUUUACACUUAAAUAAAGUUGUAUUUCUUUUUGACU